This is a messenger RNA of Amphibalanus amphitrite, 2478 nucleotides long. RefSeq names its product quinone oxidoreductase-like. Bases 656 to 1630 code for a protein of 324 amino acids. Gene Ontology annotation, molecular function: mRNA 3'-UTR binding; NADPH binding; quinone reductase (NADPH) activity. Gene Ontology annotation, cellular component: cytosol; catalytic step 2 spliceosome. Gene Ontology annotation, biological process: protein peptidyl-prolyl isomerization; protein folding. The record is from RefSeq and is a predicted model, not a curated record. Lineage: Eukaryota; Metazoa; Arthropoda; Thecostraca; Balanomorpha; Balanidae. The transcript has 10 exons.
GUGUCUUUGAUGGUGAAAUAAUGGCAUGAAAUAAAUGAUAAAAGAAAAAGUUAAAUGUUGGGUAAAAUGAACAGUUCCAGAACUAUUAUGCGAGAAGGAUGUUUAACAAAUGAUUAAUUACUGCUUCUAAUGAUCAUUGCGCAUAAUUACUUCUUCUAGUGAUCAUUGUAUUUUUACCUACUGCUUUUCAAGUAAUAUUUUGCUGACCAUUCUCAAACCACGCCUGCUCUGCUCUUUAUAGUUCCGCGGCGGAAUGGUUUCAGGGACGGCCGGCUUGAAACGGCUGUGAGAUUUUCUGUCACAUGGCAAGGCUAAUUUCAGCCGUCCUGUGCCUGAUAUUGGGCGACAAUGCGACAUACAUUAUUGUAAAUCGCCACAUUUUGGCCGUCUCAUGGUCCAAAACAUUACAGUCUUCUGUCUGUUGUGGAGCUGUGACAUCGUGUGGGCUGGGUCGACUUCAGAACAGCCUCUCUGCUCGGCCGUCCCCAGCGGAUGGCUCUGGUUCCAAAGGACAGUGGGCGGGGAAACUGAGAGCCCCCUCCGUGUGCCCGCUGCCUGGUAGUCUGAUCGGUGGCGACCUUCACCGCACGCGCACAGGGGCGGCAGUGGCCGACCGGGAGGUGUCGCCGGCUGAGAGGCAGCAGUGAGGCGCAUCAUGAGGGCUAUCCAGGUGUUCGAAUUCGGUGGACCGGAAGUGCUCAAAUACUCGGCCGAAGUAGUUGCGCCUGAAAUCACAGCGCCUAACCAGGUGCUGGUUGGUAUCGCCAGCGUCGGUGUGAACCCCGUGGAGACGUACAUCCGUGCCGGGGCGCGCGAGCACCCGCUGCCCUACAUCCCCGGCUCGGACGGAGCCGGAAAGGUGCUCCAGGUCGGAGAGGACGUCAACGGGCUUCAGGUGGGCCAGCGCGUGUUCCUGUGCCGCGGCCCGGACGGCGGCCCCUCGGGCACCUACGCCAGCUGCACGGUGGCCCCGGCCUCGUGCGUGCGACCGCUGCCCGACCGGCUCACGUUCCAGCAGGGUGCCGGCGUCGGCAUCCCCUACUUCACCGCCUGGCACGCGCUCAUGCAGAGGGCCGCCGCCGGCCGCGGCAGCCGGGUGCUUGUCCAUGGAGCCAGCGGAGCAGUCGGCCUGGCCGCGGUGCAGAUCGCCAGACACCAUGGUAUGCUGGUGAUGGGGACAGCCGGUACCGAGGAGGGAAUGAAGCUCGUCCAGGAACAGGGAGCCGAGCACGUCUUCAACCACAGGACGCCCGGUUACACCCAGGAAAUUCUGGCAGCGUCCAAUGGAGGAGUUGACGUAAUUCUGGAGAUGCUGGCCAACGUGAAUCUGGCGACCGACCUGACGCUCUUGCGCUUCAGGGGCAGGGUCGUUGUUAUCGGCUCACGGGGGAGCAUCCAGAUCGACCCGCGGCUCACCAUGGGUCCCGAGACCAGCAUCAUGGGCUGCGCACUGGCCGCCGUCACUAAGGAGGAGUGGGAGGAGUUGGAUCUCCGUAUCGGCGAGGGUCUGGAGGCCGGCUGGAUGACGCCGAUCGUGGACAAAACCUACCCCCUCGAACAGGCGGGCCGAGCGCACGAGGACAUCAUCAACUCGGCCGGCGCCCGGGGAAAUAUCGUCCUCGAGGUGUAGUCGACGGCCCGACUCCGCACGCCAGCUGAUCGUCCCGCGAUGUGGUCGGCCGGGUCCCCUCAGGGUGUUAGUAAUGCAUGGAGUAGGGGCCGAAUCAGGGUCUCGUUACGGGGAUGUUUGGAUAUUUGGAUGGGUUUACGCUAUACAGGGUAGAUAGACGCUAAGGACCACAUUCCAAGAGCACCACUCGGGACAUUCCAAGAGCACCAGGUGUGACCGAGUGCUCAGUAAAAGCUCGCCAAGCGAAGUGGAAAGUGCGGUUGUGUGCGCACACUGGUGAGAAGCUGCUGGGUAAUUGCUAUGUAGAUGCUAUGCGAUGUGCUUCCAUGAUCAAAGGUGCCUCUCUGUCGACCGAUGUGCUGGGUAAUGGCAUGGAGUGCACACGACGUGACGAACAAAUUAACUUUACUCAUAGCGAGAUGCGCUGCCGGGAGCUAGGGGGUAGGGAAUGAUGCAGGUGCCUUAGUGAUGAAAUGGUAGUUAGUUUUCAUAGGAAGGAUCGUUAGUUUUGGGGGUGCUCAAAUAACACGGUAGAUACUGAUUUGUGCAUUGAUAUCGCUCUAGAGCGAUGUAUUUGAAAAGUGAAACACAUUAUGCAUACUCAUACGUUUUUGUUGAUUUUCUUCAUUGAUGUGUUUCGUUGUAACAGCUAACACUUUACUCUCCCGAACAAUGCUUUGAAGGGUAACCGAUUUACUUUAUUGCUCGUUUUUUUAAUAUAAAACGAUGCAUAGAACGCUUUUCGCCGUUAAACUCGGAAUGUGUCAAUUGUUCGUGUUGAAUUUGUAUGCAUACAUUCGUCAACGCGAGAUGAAAUGAUGGGCAAAUAUAUUUAUAUUCAAAUUCGA